Molecule: messenger RNA, 1071 nt
Organism: Vicia villosa (hairy vetch)
Lineage: Eukaryota; Viridiplantae; Streptophyta; Magnoliopsida; Fabales; Fabaceae
Product: protein MAIN-LIKE 2-like
Exons: 6
Coding region: 1-1071 (356 amino acids)
Biological process (GO): meristem development; meristem maintenance
Source: RefSeq, a predicted model, not a curated record
AUGUCUUUGUUAACACUCAGAGAAGAACAUCGAGGCACACCGAACAACAUUAUUGCAUAUGAUAUAAACAAAUUUCGUCCUCGGUCACAUAAUUUUGUUGAAAUCGUCGAUAUGAUCCGCCCGUAUUUGCAACAAGCGGGAUUUGGCCAUGUCAUAAACAUUACCUCCUAUGGCGUAGAUAGAAAAUUCCUCCUCGCCUUAUGCGAAAGAUGGCGACCAGAAACACACACUUUCCAUCUACCAACCGGUGAAUGCACCAUUACGCUUAAAGAUGUUCAUAUGUUGAUGGGUUUACGUAUCAAUGGUUUCGCAGUAGCUGGAUCUAUAGUCGUGCCUUAUUCUAUCGCUGAAGAACUAUUGGGUGAACCAUUAACAAACACAAGUAGAAAGGGCCAAUUCAUUAAAAUGACUUGGCUCAAAGAAAAAUAUGAAAACCGAAUGACCUUAACCGAUGCUUCCACCGUCGAAGAAAUUGUACAAAAAUCUAGAGUUGAUAUUUUGUUGCUUUUUGGUGGUCUAUUAUUUCCUGAUACUAAUGGUAACACUAUACAUCUGCAGUUGUGGAGUCUUACUUCAAGCCUGGGGGUGGUCGAGAAUGCCGAGACUGGCCCCAGUGAAUCGUGGUCUGCACAUGGGAUGAAUUAUGAAAAAACACCCCAUCAUUGUGCUCCUGGAUAUCGAGCGUUCAUCGAUCAUUUCGAGCCGAUUGAUUUUAUAUGGAGGCCCUAUCUCAAACUCGAAGAUCUGGAACCAACUGAUAGUGACGUGUGGAGUUCAAAAACUUUUAUCAUAAGCUUCACUUAUGUUGAAAUGCAUCAUUCAGAUAGGGUUAAGCUCCAGUUUGGCAUUAAACAGGGCAUACCGGGUCCUCCAACUUGCAUGGAAGAGUAUCAUAAAAGUCAAUUAUCCGAUCAAUGGCCAUACGAUGAUUGGAAAGACCAUUACAAGAAUGAGCGUCGUCAAUGGCAUAAUCGCCAUAAAACUGUCUUACAGGGGGAAAUCAUGCCUCAAGAAUGUAAACCGAGCCCAAACUACAUGUCAUGGUAUAAAGUACUAAAUACUUGGAAUUAG